Molecule: messenger RNA, 1901 nt
Organism: Linum tenue
Lineage: Eukaryota; Viridiplantae; Streptophyta; Magnoliopsida; Malpighiales; Linaceae
Source: the annotation of a GenBank genome assembly
UAACCCUUUCAAAAGAAGAAAUGCUUCUUCUCCUCUGCUCCACCACCAUCACUAAUCCUCAUUACCCUUAAUCCCCUUUUUCUUCGUUAAUCUCCCGCCGGAAAUGCUCGUUUGGGAGCACACCCUUCUAGUACUAAUCUCAUCAAUCUCCUUAAUCUCCCUACUAAUCAUGUUCAUCUGCCGCUACUACUGCUUCAAACGCCCGGCCCGACCCGACUCCAUCCUCGACCCGGCCCCCCCCAGCCCGACCCUGCAAGACGGAAUCGCCAAGCUCCACCACCGCGCCGGCGACGAAUUUCUCGACAGCAAGAGGAGGGGGAACUACUACGCCUUCAAGCGCGGGCCUUCCGCCCGGCCGCUGUUCAAUUGGGCCGAUCACCCUUCCUUAAUCACCGACGCCGUCGAGAACGGAUGGACCCGAUUCGGCUUCGUCGCCGCACAACCGACGGCCGUUUCCGGCUCCGUCAGAAACUCGAUGCUCCUCGGCCUCUGCGCCGCCUCGGGAGAUAAUUAUCAUUACCCGCCGCCGGAGAUGAGCUGGGAGGUGAGCCAGGCGUCAUCGGAUUUCAUGCAGAGGAUCCGCCUGAAUCCCGGGUUGAAGCGGGUCGCCGCCGUCGGCAACCCGUCGACGACGGCGGCUUCCGUGAUCAGAACGGCUCUGCCUCUGCCGGGUCCGUCCCCGGCGUUUCCGCAGGAAGCCUACUUCGAGGUAACAAUUUCGUACUCCCGCGGCGGCAGCGGGGGAGGGGAGGAGCAGAGUCAGAGGAGCCGGUCGUCGUCGGCGGCGGGGAAGGGGGAUGGUGGCGGGGAAGGGGAGAAGAUUAAAUUGAUUCGGGAAAUUCCGAAUCCGAAUUCGAAUUCGGCGGCUUUGCUCCACGUCAGCAGCAGCCAGAGGAUUAAUAGGAUUGAGGAGCUGAGGGUUUCCUCCGGUGGGAAGGAUGAGAACAGGGGCGACGGUGUUGCGGUGGCGGUGGGGCUCUCUGUUGGCGGCGGUUUCCCUCCUUUUAAGCUCCCCGGUAGCUACCAUGGCUCCAUCGGCUUCAACUCCAACGGCUCCGUCUAUCUUGAUGGUCUGAAGCUAGCAUUCGAAACAGAGCCAUCAUCAUCAUCGGAGUGGGCAAGAUCCGACAACAGAGUGAUCGGGUGCGGGUACGACCCGAGGCAGAAAAAGGUGUUCUUCACGGUGGACGGCGACCUGGUCCACGUCAUCCACUGCAAGGCGGACGAGUUCGGGACGCCGCUGUACCCGACGAUUGCCGCCAACAGCGACGCGGUGGCGGUGGUGAACCUGGGGCAGAGCGCGUUCAGCUACGCGCCGGCGAACGCCCAGAGGACUCCGAACCCUUGCUUCGUCGGCGGGAUGCAGGGGAAGUCCCCCGGUGGUGGUGCUCUCGGGUACGAGGACAGCAGGGAGCUGUUUUCGAUGGGGAGGAUCGAUUCGCAGUGGCUCGACAGGAGCGGGUCGAGGUAUUCGUACAGCAAUGGCGGCGGCGGAGGUAAGGGUGACGUGCCGGCGGCGGAAAGGGAGGAGGACUCGGAGGCGGAUUUGUUCGAGAUUGUGUUGGAGGGUGACGGUGGGGAAUCUCCCAACUCUGUGUUGUAGUAGUUGUUGCUUGAUGUUUUUGAGUACAUAGGGAAAUUUUAUAAUUGUGGGGAUCGAGAUCGAAAAUGUUUCUGUAAAGAUUGAUAGAGAAAUUGUUUAUAAGUGAGUUAUAAUGGUGAAAUUUGAUUUGAUGGAGUUGAGGAUUGAAUUCGAAACUUACCGAUUUAAAAGUCAAUUAACUUAUGGUUCUGUAAACAUUGAUAGAGAAAUUGUUCAUAAGUGAGUUACAAUGGUGAAAUUUGAUUUGAUGGAGUUGAGGAUUGAAUUCGAGACUUACCGAUUUAAAAGUCAAUUAACU